CAUGUAUUUGAUAUUGAAGGCACACUGCGCUAUCCCUGUCCGCUCACCUAGUAAUGAUCCCAACAGAAAAAGUAGACAUCUUUAUACGGAAUACCUUAAAUCAAAUUCACGCACUUGACGACAUCACAUCCAUUAAUUACUGGUCGGAUGGGACUGAUGCAGGCCAGGAGGGCCAAUGGAAAUGGGCAUCAUCCGGUACACCAAUAGGCUAUACCAACUGGGCUCCAUUGGAACCUAGUCAUGCACCAGAGGACUGUUUGGCAAUCUGCGGUGUCAAAGGAUUCAAAUGGAAUGAUGACAUUUGUGUUAGAACACAUCCUUUCAUUUGUGAACGAAAUAGAAAAUUGCCGGUACCCGACCUGUAAAACACCGUCGCCAGACCAUGACAUGACGCAGUGAUGUGCAACUACAAAUGACAACAGGAAUAGUUGGUUGCUGACCCAGUAUUGAACCGAAAUAUAAUCUAUUCACAACGGAACAUACGGCAAACCAAUCCUUGUUAUCUUUUAUUUUAUUUAUUCUAUUUAUUAUUGUGUAUUGAUUGACCGUUAAAGAUGUAAUAAUAACAAGCCCGACAGACGUGACACGUACGGGCAAUGUCAUCAUUUAUAGUAUCGCAAUAUAUGGAAACAUAGCACACAGCCGUAGGACCUGUGGGCAAUGGUUACAUGUUGUAGAUAGUACGGGGCAUCAGUGUCGGGAAAUUCUGCAAAAGUCAGAAUAAAGGCCUUCAUCUCGUC
This is a messenger RNA of Pecten maximus, 740 nucleotides long. Its product is annotated as perlucin-like. NCBI's taxonomy places the organism in Eukaryota, Metazoa, Mollusca, Bivalvia, Pectinida, Pectinidae. The coding region runs from base 54 to 365 and encodes 103 amino acids. The record is from RefSeq and is a predicted model, not a curated record. The transcript is spliced from 3 exons.